AUGACUACUCGAAGUGAAGAUGUGCUCACAAGAGUGUCAACUGAUGCUGCUACUGAAUUUGUCCAAUCCUUCUACCCCGCGCUUCAGUCCAAUCGCGCCGCAAUCGCUUCAUUUUACGGCCAGCCCACCUCUACGAUCCUAUUCAACGGAAACGCUGUCGCGGAUGGCAAUGCCGUCCAAGAAAUUUUCGUCAACCAGAUGCCCCCUGCUCAUUACGAGGUGCAGUCGUUCGAUUGUCAGGUCAUCAAUCCAACGUACCCCACGCCAACAACAUCCGGCGUGAAGCUCCCCAAUCAGACGACUGUCAAGGACAUGUCAAUAUUGGUGGUAGUAAGUGGCUAUGUACGAUUUGGGGAGUCCAGAGAUCUACCGCAGCGUGGCUUCAGCGAAACCUUCAUUCUGGUACCGAAUCCUACAGCGGAUGCCCCCAAAGGAAAACGCCGGAGAGAAUGGCUUAUUCAAACACAAAACUUUCGACUUGUCGUUUGA
Molecule: messenger RNA, 489 nt
Organism: Aspergillus fischeri NRRL 181
Lineage: Eukaryota; Fungi; Ascomycota; Eurotiomycetes; Eurotiales; Aspergillaceae
Product: putative nuclear transport factor 2 domain protein
Exons: 2
Coding region: 1-489 (162 amino acids)
Biological process (GO): protein import into nucleus
Cellular component (GO): nuclear pore central transport channel
Source: RefSeq, a predicted model, not a curated record